CACACUGACCCACCUGCCUCCCUCUAUAGCGCUCCCACUCCACUGCGCAUGCGCAAACCCGGGCCGAAGGCAAACGCGUGCGCGGUGACAGCUGUCCCGAUGAUAUCGACUGACGUGUCUAGCGGUAACACAAUCCCGCAGAAGAACCGAGCAAAGAAGCCUAAGAAGAAAAAGAAACACCGCAAAGCAACCACAGAGACUGAGGUUGUUCCUAGUGUGGAACUCGGGCCUCAGAUCCAGUCCUCAGAUGAAGUGUGCCACAUCCUUACCAUUCACAGAGCCACCACUCCCCCAGACACACCACCUUCUCCUACUCUCAAUCUCUCACAAAGUCCUCCAGACCUUCAGCCCGUGACUCCAGAUCUCCAAGCCGUAGCUCCAGACCUUCAAGGCAUAGCUCCAGACCUUCACCUUGUAGCUCCAGAUCUUCACCCCAUAGCUCCGGUCCACUCCUCAGCCCCCAUCUCGGUCCCCGUUACAGCGCUUCCUUCUCCUUACAUACUCUCCUCCUCAGAAACACCUAGCUCAUCAAUACCUCCUUCAGUGGGCCUACCUUCUGCUUUCUCCACAACUCCUCCCACUCAGAUCGCCCCACUCAAUCUGAGAACUCCGCCUCAGGCCCUCAGUCCGCCCCUGCCCGAUUUUACCCCGCCUCCAGCAGAACUCCUGGGGUCAGAUGAUGAAGAGCAGGAGAAUCCUGCAGAUUACUGCAAAGGAGGUUAUUACCCAGUGAAGAUCGGAGACCUGUUUAACGGCAGGUACCACGUCGUCAGGAAGCUCGGAUGGGGGCACUUCUCGACCGUCUGGCUGUGCUGGGAUCUUCAGAGGAAGCGAUUUGUGGCCCUGAAGGUGGUUAAGAGCGCUCCACAUUACACAGAAACUGCCCUGGAUGAGAUUAAACUACUGAAAUGUGUUCGAGACAGCGACCCUACAGACCCCAAACGAGAAAUGAUCGUUCAGCUCAUUGACGAUUUCAAGAUCUCCGGUAUCAACGGUGUCCAUGUGUGCAUGGUGCUGGAGGUGCUUGGGCACCAGCUGCUUAAAUGGAUCAUCAAGUCCAACUACAUGGGCAUGCCUCUGGUGUGUGUGAAGAGCAUCCUCCGUCAGGUUCUACAGGGUCUGGAUUACCUGCACACCAAGUGUAAGAUCAUCCACACAGACAUCAAGCCGGAGAACAUUCUACUCGACGUGACAGACGUGUACGUGAGACGCCUGGCUGCAGAGGCGACGCUGUGGCAGAAAGCCGGAGAUCCGCCUCCCUCCGGCUCCUCUGUUAGCACGGCUCCAAGGGACAAACAGAUGGGCAAGUUGUCGAAAAACAAGAAGAAGAAGUUGAAGCGGAAGGCCAAACGGCAGCAGCGGUUGCUGGAUGAGAGGCUGCACGAUCUGCACAGGAUGGAGGAUUUGGACAGAUUUGGCGCACCGGACAUCCACGGAAACGCUCGGACGCUCUGGAAGCUCGGUGAAAACGGGGAUGAGACGGAAGCACACACACAGAUGAACGUUAACGGGUAUCACGCACCGGGCACAAAGGGCAGUCCCGAGUCAGGAUCGUCCUGCUGCGAGGACGGGUAUAACGGCUACGGCCCUCUGCGUUUCUCCAGUCCCGGAUCUGCUCUGUCUGGCACGUCAAGCUCCAUACUGUCCGCUACCUCCGAGUCUGCACUGUCUACACUGUCUGGAUACUCUACAGAGAGGGACAGCCAGAGAUCUGCGUCCUCCCCAAACAACUUUAGUGCAGCAGAUUUCCUGGUGAACCCACUGGAACCCCAAAACGCAGAUAAAAUCUCCAUCAAAAUCGCAGACCUGGGAAACGCCUGCUGGGUGCACAAGCACUUUACCGAGGACAUUCAGACGCGUCAGUACCGAGCGGUGGAGGUGCUGAUCGGGGCAGAGUACGGUCCUCCAGCGGACAUCUGGAGCACCGCGUGUAUGGCGUUCGAGUUGGCCACAGGAGACUAUCUGUUUGAGCCGCAUUCAGGGGAAGACUACACUCGGGAUGAAGAUCACUUAGCUCACGUCAUUGAGCUCUUGGGUUCCAUCCCGACCCAUUUUGCUCUCUCAGGCAGAUAUUCACGGGAGUACUUCAACCGCAGAGGUGAGUUGCGGCACAUCAGUAACCUGAAGCCUUGGGGUUUGUUCGAGGUGCUGCUGGAGAAAUACGAGUGGCCUCUGGAGCAGGCGGCUCAGUUCAGCGACUUCCUCCUCACCAUGCUGGAAUUUAUACCGGAGAAACGAGCUACUGCAGCAGAGUGUCUGCAACACCCUGGUUAAACUCUUAACACACACACACACACACACACACACACACACACACUGCCCGUGCUGUUUGGUAACCAGUGCACGGGUUAUAACCACUUUUCACUAUGCUGUCAGUAUUAAAGCUAAAAACCAGAAAGAACAGUAUCAUGAGCACACCGUUUUCUUAGCUAAAACCUCAAAACUAUCUUUCUUUUUAAACACACACACACACACACACACACACACACACACACACACACACACACAUAUAUUUAAAGACUCUUUGAUCUCUUUCCACGCUGCAGAUGUAUGUGGUGUUGACAGUUUUCAUCAUCCAAUCAUCUCGAUGUGUAGGUCAUGCGGUUUAUACAUUACAAUAGUGCCUUGAUGCUACAAACAAACAAACAAACAAACUCCUGGAUAUUGGCUCUGCCUUUUUUUAUAUUCGUCCGCCGUGUGAGGGAAUGCUUGUUGUUUUUUUGUGAACAUGCAGCACUAUACGUGAAGAAGAAAUGAAUAAAGAUAUGAACUCUUGCA
This is a messenger RNA of Silurus meridionalis, 2778 nucleotides long. It is a transcript of the gene srpk3, whose product is annotated as SRSF protein kinase 3. NCBI's taxonomy places the organism in Eukaryota, Metazoa, Chordata, Actinopteri, Siluriformes, Siluridae. The coding region runs from base 49 to 2274 and encodes 741 amino acids. Gene Ontology annotation, biological process: regulation of mRNA processing; protein phosphorylation; spliceosomal complex assembly. The record is from RefSeq and is a predicted model, not a curated record. Gene Ontology annotation, molecular function: protein kinase activity; ATP binding. The transcript is spliced from 17 exons.